AUGCUCGACAAACUCGUCGGCCUCGCCAUGCUCGUGGCUGCCUCCGUCAUCUUCCUCUACUACACCCUCUGGGUGCUCGUAAUGCCCUUCGUCGACGACGACCACGUUCUCCAGACUCUCUUUCCCCCUCGCGUCUGGGCCAUCCGCAUACCCGUCAUCCUCAUCCUUCUCGGCUCGGCCGUCGUCGGUUCCUUCAUCGGCAUGGUUAUGAUCCGCAGCAACAGGAAGAAGGCAGCAAAGGCCAAGGCCGCCGCCAAGAAGAAGGCGUAA
Messenger RNA from Scedosporium apiospermum, 270 nucleotides. RefSeq lists its product as uncharacterized. The transcript is spliced from 3 exons. Bases 1 to 270 code for a protein of 89 amino acids. Gene Ontology annotation, cellular component: dolichol-phosphate-mannose synthase complex; endoplasmic reticulum membrane. Gene Ontology annotation, molecular function: enzyme regulator activity. NCBI's taxonomy places the organism in Eukaryota, Fungi, Ascomycota, Sordariomycetes, Microascales, Microascaceae. The record is from RefSeq and is a predicted model, not a curated record. Gene Ontology annotation, biological process: GPI anchor biosynthetic process.